This is a messenger RNA of Raphanus sativus (radish), 1104 nucleotides long. RefSeq lists its product as uncharacterized. NCBI's taxonomy places the organism in Eukaryota, Viridiplantae, Streptophyta, Magnoliopsida, Brassicales, Brassicaceae. The transcript is spliced from 7 exons. The record is from RefSeq and is a predicted model, not a curated record. The coding region runs from base 28 to 930 and encodes 300 amino acids.
AGUGAUCAGCUGAAGAAGACAAAGAUAAUGUUUUUCUCUGUGGUCGAACAUGGUCCUUUUCUUCUCCAAGCCUUUCUCAUUUCAUCCCCGAGUUCUGGGCACAUGGCAAGUUUGAACCUUGGAGCUAACUCGUUGACCAGCGAGUUUUCCGGCUCCUCCUUAAAACUACGGAUUGGCUUCAUAAAUAAACGGUUUAGACGAGUUGCAGAGAAAUGGAGGUUUCGUGUUCAGCAAAUGUCAGGAAUAGAACAGAUGACCAAACAGGAGCUAGAUCGUUCUGCUAAAAGAAGCAAGGCCUUGAGACAGAUUUUGAAGCAAUAUGGAAUAUCAGAAGAAAAUAAGACUAGCAGUAGAUUUGAUGAUGACCUGAACUGUAUAGAAAAGCAGGACGCUGUUGUUCCUUCUUCUGUCAUAGAUGACUCAGAGAUGAACACAGAGGAUGUUUCAGACCUAAAUCACCACAACGGUCAAGAGAAGCAUGAGGCCGUUCCUUCUGUAAUAAUUGACUCUAAAAUGAACACAACUGAGGAGUUACCUGAUUUAGGGCGGCAAGAGAAAUACUGUGAGACUGUGAGCACCACAGAGGAUGUUUCAGGACAAAAUCACCACAGGUUUCUCCAUUUAAAAACAGGUUCUUUGUUCACUUCUUCUCUGCUUCCUGUUCUUGGUUUCUGCAUGUUAUGCAUUAUUGGAACGCUACACGCAAUAAUCUCACGAAGUCAUCAUCACGAUAGCUCCAAAAGAGCGAGGUGGAGAACCGCAUUGAGUGAAAGGAACGAGCCCGUUGCUUCUGAUGAACAUGAUACGUCGCCGGAAUACACUGUCAGUUCAGCGUACCCGGAAGCUACUAAUGAAGUGGAUGAAGCAUGUAGCAAAGUUGAGCGUGAGUACAAGAGAUUUCUUUUGGAUUGUGGACUGAAUGAAGAUUAGGUUCCAAGUUUGUAGUUCUUAAGCAAAACAAAAUCUCAAACCUGUGUCUGGUUUAAGUUACGACAAAGGUGGUUUUGUAGCUGGUUCGAUUAUUUUGUUUCCUGGUUUACUCAUUGUGAUUUUUAUUGUGUACACUUUGAAAGGAGGAACAAAUGUACACAGAAAAUAAGUACA